AUGGGUUUCGGCGACCUCUUCCGCUCCUCAAAAAAGCACUCCUCCAAACCCUCCUCCUCCUCCCGCCGCGCCCACUCCCCCGAACCCUUCCCCUCUCAGUUCUCCUCCCUAGACGAGAUCCGCCCCUGGCUCUCCGGCGACCGCCGCGCCGAGUUCCUCCCACCAUCCAUCUACGACACCCCCACACCCUCACGCUCUCACUCCUCCCGCCGUCCAGCCCGUCCCAUCACCCCUCCUCGUCGUGAGUACACCUCUUCCCGCUCACCCUUCCAAUCCACCCGCUCGCGUCCCGUCAGUCCACUCGGCUACUCCGACUACUCUCGCAGUUCUUCCCGUCGACCACGCAGUCCGGUGAGUCCGCUCUCCGCUCCUCGCGAGUCGUCGCGUCGUCGAGAGGGGUCACGUCGUGAGCCUGCUCCUCGCUACGGCGGGUCUUCAUCGUACGAUCUGCCUGACUUCUCGCGUUCUCCACGUCGUGAAUACGAUGACUUGGAUUACUUGGGAAGUGGACGUCGUCAACAGCCGUCGAGUUAUGGGAGGAGUGUGCAGCCGGAGCGUCGUCCUUCUCACUCGUCGAGUCGUCGUGGUGCUUCGCCGGGUGGGUCGGAGUAUGGAGGUGUGGAUCUGUCGAGUUUGGGUGGUGGGUAUAAUCCGUAUGGAGGGUAUCAGACUAGGGAGUAUAGACCUGGUGGGUAUUGA
Zymoseptoria tritici IPO323 is the source of this 699-nucleotide messenger RNA. RefSeq lists its product as uncharacterized. The record is from RefSeq and is a predicted model, not a curated record. NCBI's taxonomy places the organism in Eukaryota, Fungi, Ascomycota, Dothideomycetes, Mycosphaerellales, Mycosphaerellaceae. The transcript has a single exon. Bases 1 to 699 code for a protein of 232 amino acids.